AGCGCUGUGGCGCAUAAAUAGAGACUCAAGCUGCGCUGCACGGUCUCGAGGCUUGGACUGCAUCCUGGCCGCCGGCUCACACAAGACAGGUGGGGGAGGAAAUCCAGAUUAGCCAUGGAGAAAAUUUCGGUGUCAGCAUUCUUGCUCCUGGUGGCUCUUUCCUACACACUGGCGAAGGAGACCACCGUCAAACCUGGAGCUAAAAAGGACACAAAAGACUCUCGACCGAAAUUACCCCAGACCCUCUCCCGAGGUUGGGGUGAUCAGCUCAUCUGGACUCAGACAUACGAAGAAGCUCUAUACAAAUCUAAGACAAGCAACAAACCCUUGAUGAUUAUUCAUCACUUGGAUGAGUGCCCACACAGUCAAGCUUUAAAGAAAGUAUUUGCCGAAAAUAAAGAAAUCCAGAAAUUAGCAGAGCAGUUCGUCCUCCUCAAUCUAGUUUAUGAAACGACUGACAAACACCUUUCUCCGGAUGGCCAGUACGUCCCCAGAGUUUUGUUUGUUGACCCAUCCCUGACAGUGAGAGCUGACAUCACUGGAAGAUAUUCAAACCGUCUCUAUGCCUACGAACCUUCAGAUGCAGCUCUACUGCUUGACAACAUGAAGAAAGCUCUCAAGUUGCUGAAGACCGAAUUGUAGAGAAGAAAACAAAAUCUGCAAGCUCUCCCUUCUGUGUUAGAACUUGAGACUCAAAACCAGGGAUUUGAGAAGACUGAAGAAUGCAGAAGCACUGGUGGAUAUACUGAUUCAAUUAUGGUUUAAUGUUACAGCAGCUGCUUUUUUUAAAAUUAGGCUUCAAGUAUUGUUUGUACAUGUAUAAAACAAUGUUUAUACACGUAUAAAACAAUGUUGUAUACAA
Tupaia belangeri chinensis (Chinese tree shrew) is the source of this 862-nucleotide messenger RNA. It is a transcript of the gene AGR2, whose product is annotated as anterior gradient 2, protein disulphide isomerase family member. Gene Ontology annotation, molecular function: dystroglycan binding. Bases 115 to 642 code for a protein of 175 amino acids. Gene Ontology annotation, cellular component: endoplasmic reticulum. NCBI's taxonomy places the organism in Eukaryota, Metazoa, Chordata, Mammalia, Scandentia, Tupaiidae. The transcript is spliced from 8 exons. The record is from RefSeq and is a predicted model, not a curated record.